Octopus sinensis (East Asian common octopus) is the source of this 3713-nucleotide messenger RNA. RefSeq names its product transcription factor cwo-like. NCBI's taxonomy places the organism in Eukaryota, Metazoa, Mollusca, Cephalopoda, Octopoda, Octopodidae. Gene Ontology annotation, cellular component: nucleus. Gene Ontology annotation, biological process: regulation of neurogenesis; regulation of circadian rhythm; anterior/posterior pattern specification. The record is from RefSeq and is a predicted model, not a curated record. Gene Ontology annotation, molecular function: RNA polymerase II cis-regulatory region sequence-specific DNA binding; DNA-binding transcription factor activity, RNA polymerase II-specific; protein dimerization activity.
UAGAGAGAGAGAGAGAGAGAGAGAGUGAUAGUGAUAGUGAGAGAUAAACAAUGUGUCAGGGUGACAAAACACCGAGUUAUAUCUCACACAUUUAAACUAAACAGCAGACCACAACAACACGGUCACCUUUUCUGACUACUCCGGUUCCACCUGAUUUUUAACUAACUUAUUAAUUAACAAUAAUAUAAUACUGUCAAUAAUUAUUAUAAUUAAUAAUUAUUGAAACGAAUUUCAUUAUCAUUAUCAUCAUUAUUAUUAUUAUUAUUAUUAAUAAUAUUGUCAUUAAUUAAUAUCGUUGCAAUCGGUCGUUGUUUGACUCUCAAAAGCUGUCCAGCGAACAGAACAACUACAACCGCAACCACAACAUUGACCAGAGCCAAGACCAAACUAUUUACUGUGUCUGAAUGUCGCUGUAUAUCUGCAGACCAUGUCAUCGCUGCUUCUCUUCGUAAUACCAACAGUAACAACGAUUACUACCACAACCACCAGUACUACUAAAUCUACUACUACGACAGGUACACUGACACCACCCUUAUCAUCACAACAACCACCCGGAUAAGGUGGCUAACAAUCUUCAAAUCACAUCAGCACUAAUACCACCAAACGCCACCACUGACCACCACCCCAGUGGUUUUACCUAAUCGGGACCCUUUUUCACCGGUGAAACACAUCGUAACCCCUACGACUCUACUGUCAAUUUCAAGCGAAAUACAUAAAUAAUUAUCGCUCACACUCCUAAAAUCCCUUAACGGAAAUAACAUAAACAUUUAUAUAUUUAUAUAUACAUACACUCAGACACAUAUAUUUAUAUAUUUAUACAUAUACCUACGAUAAAUCUGUUUGUAUUAAUAUCCAUCUGUGUGUACACGUAUACGUGAAACAAAUUGUGUAAUAAUACAAUUUAAGUGAAUAACAUUAAACCAACUCGUGUUUAUUUUAUAAAAAAACACGUACUUUUUCUAAACUUUUUUCUUAAAAAAAUGAUCAUGGACAACUCGGAAUAUUUAAUGGAAGAUAUGGCUAGACAAGGAUCGAACGGAGUCAAAUUGGAACUUAACGACAGAUUUUCCUUCAGUGAAAGGAUGGUCCGAAAACACAAAUGUUCCAGCCCUUUAAAUUUUGCUACAUCCGUUGAAGAUUACGAGAUGCAUGGGCCUCCAACUAAAAAGCCAAAAACGCCAAGGGACCCAAUGUCUCAUCGGAUUAUUGAGAAGAGACGCCGUGAUCGUAUGAACAAUUGUCUCGCUGACCUCAGUCGUCUUAUUCCUGCCAACUAUAUGAAACAGGGCCAAGGUCGUAUCGAGAAAACCGAAAUCAUUGAGAUGGCCAUCCGACAUAUCAAACAUUUGCAAAACAUUCACAGAUCUCUGGUAAACCAGGGACAAUGUUGUGCAGAGAAAUUCUACCUUGGCUUCAAGGAAUGUGAAGCUGAGACAAUCCGCUACUUUGUAGAAUGUGAAGGUCUCGACAACAAAGACCAGUUCUUCAUGAGGGUUAUCAGCCAUCUGGAAGCAGUCAGUAAAAAGCAUCUUGCUACAGGAUCACAAAACUGUACUGACUUCCCAAAAGAAGAACCCAGUUCCGGAGACAAAGCCAACAUAUCGUGUUCAUCACUAAAUGCCGAAUGUGAGAACAACAAAAUGAAGAGCAAUGACAGAACACCGCAGACGGUUCCGGAAAUACUUGCCCCUUCACAUGACUCAAUCAAUUCAGCAGCAAGCAAACAACUUCGGUCUCUGUUGUCUCAAGGAAAUGCUGGCUUUGAGCAACCUGACAGUGGUAAUGCUAGCUGUGCCGAUUCUCUGGGAAUGUUUUCAAGCAGUGAAUCUAGUAUCUCUGGAAACAAUGCUGAUGAGGCCAACAUAAACAUAACAAUGGUGAAGGAGACAUGCAUUACCAUGGAAACAUUGGGUCUGAGAGGAUCUUCAAGUGGAAGCAGCAAAGAAAAUAAGUUUACCAAUUACAAGUUUAAGCAUGACAUCACAAAGCGUUUCUCGGAAGAGGAGAAGUACAGCGUCGAUCUCUCGGCCUCGUUGACUCAAGAGAAUAUCAUAGAAUACCAAGAGAGCCAUAACUUUGAAAAAAUUGGAUAUGAAAAACACAGCAAAGAUAAGCAUGGAUAUGAUAAACAUGGCCAUGAUAAACACGAUAAACAUGGUCAUGAUAAACACAGUCAUGAUAAACACAGUCAUGAUAAACACGAUAAACAUAGUCACGACAAACAUGGUCACGACAAACAUAGUCACGAUAAACACAGCCAUGAUAAACACGGAUAUGAUAAACAUGAAAAGCAUGGAUAUGAUAAGCAUGGUUUUGAAAAGCAUGAGAAGUUAUCGAGCAAACUAAAACGAAAAAUUGUGCGUUCCACAUCACCUAGUUCUUGUUCUGAUUCCACUGCAUAUCCAACUUCAGAACACAGUUCAAACGGUGCCAGUAAUAAUGUUUCCACAAUGCUUUGCCAUUCUCCCGAAGAUGAAACGGUGAACAACGGCGUUCACCUCCCAGCGUUUGUGCUGCACCCGCAGGGCACGCAUUACCUUCCCCUCACGAUCCAGCAGUCGUGUUUCCAGAACAGCCUGCAGCAAGCGGAACGGACGCAGCAGCCCAUCGUAUUCCAUCCCAUCAGCAUCCUCGUCAACUUCGCAACGCCCGGUCUUGUCAUCCAGAAUGCUGAGUCGUUUGUUAAUAACGCUGCCAUGGAUGUUACGUUUUCUUCUUCAUCAUCUACUUCGGCUUCGGCUGCUGCCGCUGCGAAUGCCGCUGCCGCUGCCAAUGCCGCCGCCGCCGCCACCGCCAACGCUGCCUCCGCCACCACCACUGGUGCUCCGCUGGCAGAGAACGGCAAUUCCAACAACGGCCGCAACACGACUCUUGUCAAUAACAACAACAACAGCAACAAUAACAACAGCAACAACAACAACAACAACAACAAUAAUAAUAAUAAUAAUAAUUGCCCAAGCUCUGUGAUCAACAAGUCCUCCCUCUCUCACAACUGCACUACAAUAACUUCUCCCUACAAUCUCAGUCCGGCGAAUUCAUGCCACAGUGUUGGUAGCAAUAAUAGUAGUUCUAGUAGUAGUGGUAGUAGUAGCAGUAAUGUUACUGCUGUUAACAGCAACAACAAUAACAACAACAACAACAACGGCGCUGUCAACACCACCACCGCCGCCACCAUACCACUCAAUGCCAUCCAAGCUAACAACCACAUGUCGCCUGUAAAGCAUGGCAAUAAUACUGACCUCAUGAACUCUGGCCCUGUUGUGGUCAACAGCGCAAUGUCUUUGCCGCAGUCGUCAUCACCCCCUGCAGCCACGCCGACUGUAACAUCUGCAACAGCGCUGCUGCAGACACCAGCUGGUGCUUUGAUUACGCAAGGCAUUGUCGGCACCAGUCUACUGCACCAACAACAGCAACAACAACAGCAACAACAACAGCAGCAACAGCCCCCAUUACAACCACAACACCUACCAAUCCAUCAGACGCACUUACCUCAUAUCCACCCUCAUCAACCACCCCCACCACCACAGGUACUACCACCACAAGCGCUCCAACCACACCCACACCACCACCUCCACAGCCCAAAUGCUAACACUUCUCCGAUGAUGCACAUGGAGCGUGAUAAUCGAAACACCAGUGAAGGUUCCAUUCCCAUCGUCGUACCAACUUCCAGUUGUUACCAGUCUCUAUGAAGGUGGGCGGCCCCUUAUUAAAAA